AUGGCCUACGUUUUGGGUGUGGCUCGGCGCAGCAGUGGGCAGCAGCCGAAACCGGGGCUGGCAGGCGAACAGAAACUAGGGUUUAGGGGCUGCAAAAGCCGCGGCAGGUACCCAAGCCUCGCCAUUGCUGCCUGCCCAGCCGCAGCAGCAGCAAGAGAAGCAGCAACAGCAGCAGCACCUGCAGCAACAGCAGCAGCUGCAGCAGCAGAGCAGCAACAGCAGCAGCAGCAACAGCAGCAGCAGCAGCAGCAACAGCAGCAGCAGCAACAGCAGCAGCAGCAACAGCAGCAACAGCAGCCUCUUCGAAACCCUAAUUUGCCUUACGAAGCUUCUAGCUCAAAGCCCAUACCCUAA
Messenger RNA from Eimeria necatrix, 354 nucleotides. RefSeq lists its product as hypothetical. The transcript is spliced from 3 exons. Bases 1 to 354 code for a protein of 117 amino acids. The record is from RefSeq and is a predicted model, not a curated record. Lineage: Eukaryota; Apicomplexa; Conoidasida; Eucoccidiorida; Eimeriidae.